GUCCAAAUAAUGCCCGAGAUAUUAUCUUCUUAAUUGAUGGUUCAUCCAGCAUGCGAUCCUCAGAAUUCAUGCAUAUGAAGGAGUUUGUUACACAUACCAUGAAAAGCUUUCCCAACAAUACACAGUUCUCUCUCCUGCAGUUCUCCAGUCGCUUUCAGGAGCACUUUGACUUCAAGCAGUUCCACAGAAAUCCUGAUCCAGAUCAACUGCUCAACCAGGUUAAGCAAUUGGGAGGCUCCACGCACACAGCCUCUGCCAUCAGGAAAGCUGUAAGGGAGCUGUUUGUGCCACACAGAGGUGCCCGCAACACGGCCACCAAGAUUCUCGUGGUGGUGACCGAUGGGCUGAAAACUGGGGACCCCUUAGAAUAUCUAGAGGUUGUCGAAGAGGCAGAAAGAGCUGGAGUUGCGCGCUUUGCAGUUGGGGUUGGUUUGGGCUUCAUCAGUGCAACUGCCCAACAGGAGCUCCAUGCCAUUGCUUCCAGUCCUGCCACACAGCACACGUUCCAUGUGAGACACUUCACAGACCUGCGUGACACCCAUCACCAACUGCAAGAGAAGAUUUGUUCCAGACGUGGCCCUGCUGUGCCACAGCCCCCUGUUCCGCCGCAGUUGCCUGACACUUGUGCUUCACACUCUGAUCCGCGAGUGCUGCAGAAACUGGAGCAAGUGUUGAGCAGCCUGGAUGCGAUGACUGCCAAGCUGGACUUGCUGGCCAUCAGGCAGGAUAAAUGUGGGCGCAGUUCCUAUUCUUUGUCCUGAGCCAGGCAAUAUGAUCUGCCCCAGGAAAUGAUUCGUAAGAAGGAAAGCUUCAAGUCGGUCUGGAUGGAAGGAGACACAUGGAAGUCCUCCCAUGUUGUCUUUGAUCUAGUUUUUGACUGAAUGCUGAUGUAGCCGUGAUGCCAAUAAAUUCACCUGCUCACAA
This is a messenger RNA of Heteronotia binoei (common prickly gecko), 924 nucleotides long. Its product is annotated as integrin alpha-M-like. The coding region runs from base 51 to 761 and encodes 236 amino acids. The record is from RefSeq and is a predicted model, not a curated record. Lineage: Eukaryota; Metazoa; Chordata; Lepidosauria; Squamata; Gekkonidae. The transcript is spliced from 5 exons.